Messenger RNA from Labrus mixtus (cuckoo wrasse), 3702 nucleotides. It is a transcript of the gene drd3, whose product is annotated as dopamine receptor D3. Gene Ontology annotation, biological process: adenylate cyclase-activating adrenergic receptor signaling pathway. The record is from RefSeq and is a predicted model, not a curated record. NCBI's taxonomy places the organism in Eukaryota, Metazoa, Chordata, Actinopteri, Labriformes, Labridae. Bases 499 to 1863 code for a protein of 454 amino acids. The transcript is spliced from 8 exons. Gene Ontology annotation, molecular function: dopamine neurotransmitter receptor activity, coupled via Gi/Go; G protein-coupled receptor activity. Gene Ontology annotation, cellular component: membrane.
UUAUUUGUAUCGGAAAUGUUUUCACUUUAUUGAAGAAAAAAAGUAGCUUUUUAUAUGGAGUUUAAAAAAAAAAAACUAGUUGUAAUAUUGGGUCACCUUCAUAUGCCCUGCAUUGCUUAAAGGGGACACCUGACGUCUCUGACGCACGCACGACCUCCAGUUGAGUAACAUGCGAAAAAAAAAGCGUGAACAAAAAAAACAAAAAAAACUCAGCGUGCGUUUUGCCGGUUCCCACAGAGCCACAGAGCUUUGAGGAGGGAAACGAAGUGAGCGAGUGCGCGGCUGGUGAGACUGUCAGAGCUUCCCACAUUCACAUUCGCCUGUGCGCAAUGGCACCGAGCGCUCCCAUGCUUCCAUCGCUGCGCUGGACGCGAUGACCGGAUAACUUUUACCUCUGCACUGAUGAUGCUUUUCUCGAUGGCAUCCCAUGCGUCCUUUACUGGGAAACUGUAACAGGUCUGCCAAACAUCCAACCUCACAUGUCACCGGGAAGCCUCCAUGGCGAUGUACAGCAGCACAGAGCAGCUCUGGAACGAAUCAGACCACCUCAGAUGGGAAGAGAGAAAUGAGAGCUCGGAGGCAUCAGAGCAGGAUGAACGAAACUACUACGCCAUGCUGUACUCGCUGCUCAUCCUGGCCAUAGUGUUUGGAAAUGUGCUGGUGUGUCUAGCUGUGUUGAGGGAGCGUUCCCUCCAGACCACCACUAACUACCUGGUGGUCAGCCUGGCUGUUGCUGACCUGCUGGUAGCUUCUCUGGUCAUGCCCUGGGCUGUGUACCUGGAGGUGGUCGGCGGUGCCUGGCUUUUCAGCCGGCUCUACUGUAACAUCUUUGUCACGCUAGAUGUGAUGAUGUGCACCGCCAGUAUCCUCAACCUGUGUGCUAUCAGCAUUGACAGGUACACAGCAGUGGUGAUGCCCGUCUUGUACAACACCACCCAUCGCUCCAGGAAGAGAGUUUUUAUGAUGAUUGCCACCGUCUGGGUGCUGGCUUUCGCUGUCUCCUGUCCCCUGUUGUUUGGCUUCAACACUACAGAUGACCCUUUGGUGUGCUCGAUCUCCAACCCUGAAUUUGUGAUCUACUCCUCUGUGGUGUCCUUCUACCUGCCGUUUAUCGUCACUCUUCUGGUCUAUAUCCGCAUCUACGUCUUCCUUAGGAUGCGACGGAAGAGGAUCACCUUCGGCCAGGUCAGCGGGAAGGUGCAGCCAGGCUCGACGCCGCCAUCUGUGGAGACCUGUCUACAGGAGGAGACUCCCAAGGCGAGGCAAGACCUGUCACCCAUCCGAAUUAAAGUGCAGAGUGUGGAGCCUUCAGGUCCAUCCAAGCACAACCUUCUGUCGGGAUGCCUGUGGGGGAAACGCCCAAAGACGGGACCUGUGGAGAACUUUAUGCUGCCCCCGGUGGACAUGCAGAACUGCUGCAGCAUCAGCCACGCUUCCUGCGGACGCACAGAGCUGGAGCUGGACCAGGAGCGACGGGAGGAGGAGGCCGAGGCGCACAACCAGAAUGAAAAGCCUGCCAUCAGGAUGGGCUGCGAGGUGAAGGAUCUGUCCAACGGACGAACACACACGUCCCUGCGGUCGACCCCUUAUUCUCACAACAAUCCACGAUUCAGGAGCAUGCACGCGCGGGAGAAAAAGGCCACACAGAUGCUCGCCAUUGUUCUUGGAGUGUUUCUCAUCUGCUGGCUGCCUUUCUUUGUGACUCACAUUCUGAACACCCACUGCAGGACAUGCUACGUGCCUCCUGGGCUUUAUAGUGCAUUCACCUGGCUGGGGUAUGUCAACAGUGCCCUCAACCCCAUUAUCUACACAACCUUCAACAUCGAGUUCAGACGGGCCUUCAUCAAGAUCCUCAGCUGCUGAUGGAGACAGAGCACCAGGAAAUUAAAAUGGAAAUGAGGCUGUGCACUUGAGCAGCAACUCUCUUUCCAUACAUUUUAUAAACUGUGACCACAGAUGUACGCUGGUAAUGGAUAAGGGAAUUAAAGCUGCUUCACAUCCCAGCUUUACAGAAACAACAGGAUAGCAGACACUUGGUUUUGCAAGAAACACAAACAAACAGGGAUUCUCUUUUUCAAAAAAAGUUUUUGCUCCCUCACUGGGCUGGGAGCCCAUUUGAACAGUAUUACUUUUCAGACAAGACACUUGCAUACAGUCUAAUUAAAAGCACAAGGCGUUGGACCCACUUGUACAAUAUGGGAGCUGUUCAUCUGCACAGGAUUUCCAAAUCAAUGUAUGUUUAGAAGCUCUUUGGAUCACUGGAGCCACAAUGGAGCUUUAAGGCUGAUACAGUAAAUUGAUUGCUUAGCAGUGAGGAACUGCGUCCUCAUGCCCACUGCAACCACAGUGUGUGGAUUAACUGAUGUUUCUCACUUCCCCUGAUCACUCCGCCUCACCAUCAGAGCCGUCAGUAACUCACCAGUGCAUGCACAAAUCAAAUUUCGGAGGGUGCUCCCUUGAAUGUGAGGAAUCGCAUUGGUCUCGGCCAAGAGUCACUCUAUUUUAAGGAUUGUCAUACAUAUAGAUGUGGAGACAUUUUGCUCAAUGUGGAUUCAUAGAAAAAUGUAACAUUUUUGAUGUAAUGCAGAGUGAAAAUCCUCUGUGUAUUUUAAAGGGACUGUCUGAUUAUUGGCAUCCCCCCCAUUCAUGAUAUAAAGCUGGCUACUGGCAGUUCUGGUGAGCAGAUGAAAAAAGGAGCUUUGUGGUCUUAACAAAUCAAGUUGGAUUGUAAACCAUGCAGGUCGUCAUUGAGAGAGUUGUAAAUAAAAUAAAAAAAGAUUAAAUGUUUUACAAGCUUGAGAUCAUCCAUCUAUACAUGUACUGUGGCACACAGCUUAUGUUAGCAUGUGUGCUUCUAAAUGUUUUGACCAAAAGUGUCAGUGGGCUUUCUGGGAGGAACAAUACAGGGACUAAGCUGAGCGAACAGGAUAUUUUGAGAUUUAGAGACCGAAAAAAAAGAGGCGGAAAACAGAGGCACAGAACCAGGAGAGAAAAACAGGACGAGAUAAAGGAUGAUGGGAGAGCUGGUAAAGAGUGAAGCCUAACAGAUGAGAAAUGGAGAGACAGAGCAAGGAUCAAAGAUGACUGCAGAUGGAUUGAUAAAAGCUGCAAAAAAAAAAAAAAAAAAAUGAAAGGAGGAGCAGGGUAGGGGUUGUCAGUCAUUCUCAGCCUGCUUCUCAAGCUCUCUUAUUUCUCUGAGAGGCAUAAACACCUGCUCCCCCUGACACUCUGUGCCAUUACGUCAACUCGGCCUCGUUCCACUGAAGAUGCUUAAGGAAAUGAUGUACCAGGUGUGUUUGUGAGAGUGAAACCUUUCAGUCCUGAUCAUUGUAUAGCUCCAUAAAUCGUAAAAAUCAAUAAUAGUUUUAUUCCUUCACUAAAAACUCUAUUUUUAAAAAAAAACCACACUGAUUAUAAUAGAAGCAUAUUAACAGGGGUGUCAUCAGGACAAAAGAUGCUGACGUCGAGAUUUCACGGUGAUCAGAAGAGACGCUCGCUCAUCUGUCCCUUAAUUGGAUUUGAAUAAGAAUUAAUUUGAUUAUGGAUCUCAUUGAGGGUGUUGAAGCUGCACAGCUGUGCACACAUGUCUCUAUAUUAUUUCCAGUCAUUCAAAUACACUAAUUAAAGUCACUCAUUCACCUCAUACUGUAAAUUAUCUGCAUAUGAGUUGAAGGCCCCACAGGCUUUGGGCUCUCCUGUAGG